AUGGAUUUAACGCAACAAUCCGUGCUGUCGUUUCUCAUCCAGGAGGGGGGCAAGGUGAAGAAAUCCGAGCUGGUGAAAAGGUUCAAAGGUGCAAUAGACUGCGAUACAGAGGAGAAAGAGCGCAACAGGGACUUGUUCAAAAACUUGGUGAAUAACGUGGCUGUGGUUAAAGAAAUAGAUGGAGUGCGUUUUGUGGUCGUCAGGAAGAAAUAUGAGCCUUUGGUGGAGAGUUUCCAAGCGCAGGAGAAAACUAAGGACUCAAGUGAAGACGUGAAUGUCGUGCGUAAAGGUGAACCACAGCGCCUACCUGAGCAAAGCGAAGAAGAAAGCAAUGACAAUGAAUUACAAGAAGAAGGGGACUGUGAAAGUGCUAAAACUGAAAGCCCGAUUCAGAUGGCUUUACAAAGGUGCAAAUCUGACUUUAAGAUGAAAAGAGGCAUGACUUUUAACAUCCAAAGUGAGGAGAAAAGGCAACACAGUGCGCAAAGCAAGCCAUACGCGCUGCCUCUGAGAAUUCCCCCCAUAGACAUUCAUAAGAUCAAAGCAGAUGACCUAAACGGGCCUGGGUGCGUGAAGGGGGUCAAAUCAGCGGAUGCAAGCGCGACUGUGGGGUCCCCAGGUUGGAAAAAGUCACCAAAAAGCAGCAAAGUUUCUGCAGAGUUGAAAGAGAACCGCGGGCCGUCUGUGGUGCCGCUUGAGCAGACAGAGCACGAGUGGCUGGUGAAAUGCGCCUCUGGUCACUGGAGCCAAGUCCACGGGAUGCUCCUGAGGGACAGCCAGCUCGCAGAGAAGAAGGACUUUAUCUCAGGGUUCACUGCCUUGCACUGGGCUGUUAAAUUUGGAAACAGCGAGAUGUUGGUGAGGCUUUUUGAACUGUCCAAACGGGGGGGAGUGGAGUUGGACGUGAACGCCAAGACGCACGGGGGGUACACGCCGUUGCACAUCGCAGCGUUGCAUGAUCAAGAGUACAUUUUGGCCAUGCUGGUUGCAGAGUAUGGAGCUGAUGUUAAAAUACGUGAUAACUGUGGGAGGAGAGCGUACCACUACUUGCAUAAGGGCGUGUCCCAGACCAUCAGGGAGAUGAUGGGGGAGCCGAAAGCCACCAAUAAGGAGCUCAAAGUGGUCCCGUGCGAGAAAGAGGAGCAGGAUGUAUUCCCUGAACAUUCCAAAGGCCUGUACUCCUUAAGUAAAUUGUUUCAGCCCCAUUCGACUGGACAUAAGAGGAAGGCAAAGCGGAGGCCUUCGCUGCUCUCGCUCCAGGAUGAACCAGAGAUGGAGGGGCGAGAGGAGCAGGCCAGAUACAGGCUGAUGUCAGACGUGCUCAUGUGA
Molecule: messenger RNA, 1329 nt
Organism: Knipowitschia caucasica
Lineage: Eukaryota; Metazoa; Chordata; Actinopteri; Gobiiformes; Gobiidae
Source: the annotation of a GenBank genome assembly